This is a messenger RNA of Eurypyga helias (sunbittern), 3180 nucleotides long. It is a transcript of the gene KLB, whose product is annotated as klotho beta. The transcript has 7 exons. The coding region runs from base 1 to 3180 and encodes 1059 amino acids. Gene Ontology annotation, molecular function: fibroblast growth factor receptor binding; hydrolase activity, hydrolyzing O-glycosyl compounds; fibroblast growth factor binding. Gene Ontology annotation, biological process: fibroblast growth factor receptor signaling pathway; carbohydrate metabolic process. NCBI's taxonomy places the organism in Eukaryota, Metazoa, Chordata, Aves, Eurypygiformes, Eurypygidae. The record is from RefSeq and is a predicted model, not a curated record.
AUGCAGACGGUUUGCACGGCAGGGACUCCGGCGAAUGAAUGGAUUUUUUUCAGUGUCAUUUUCAUAAGGAUAGUUACUGGGCUUGCUGGAGAGGGAAGAUCCGUGUGGAAAAAGGACCCCCACUUCAGUCCCGUGAGUGAAACACAGAUGUUUUUGUAUGACACAUUCCCCAAAGAGUUUCUUUGGGGUGUAGGGACGGGGGCUUUCCAGGUGGAAGGCAGCCGGAGGAAGGACGGCAAAGGCUCCUCUGUCUGGGACAGCUUCAUCCACUCGGAGUUCAGGGAUGCUGACAGCACAGAUGCCUCCACUGACAGUUACACCUUGUUGGACAAAGAUUUGUCGGCUCUGGAUUUUCUGGGAGUUACUUUUUACCAGUUUUCAAUUUCAUGGUCAAGGCUUUUUCCCACUGGAGUGGUAGCAGCUCCCAAUGAAAAAGGACUCCAGUAUUAUAACACCCUUAUUGACGCUCUGCUCUACAGAAAUAUUGACCCCGUGGUUACGCUCUACCACUGGGACCUGCCCUUGAUGCUGCAAGAAAAAUAUGGGGGAUGGAAAAACGAAUCAGUAAUUGAUAUCUUCAAUGACUAUGCCACCUUUUGCUUCCAGAUGUUUGGGGAUCGUGUUAGGUAUUGGAUUACAAUCCACAAUCCGUAUUUAGUUGCUUGGCAUGGGUAUGGCACAGGUAUUCAUGCUCCCGGAGAGAGAGGGAAAAUAACAACCGUCUACUCUGUAGGACACAAUUUGAUCAAGGCUCAUGCAAAAGUUUGGCACAACUAUAAAAAACGCUUUCAACCACAUCAGAAGGGGAUGAUGUCUAUCGUAUUGGGAUCCCACUGGAUUGAACCUAACAAAUCAGAAGAUGCUUUGGACAUUUCUAAAUGUCAGCAGUCUAUGGAGAGAGUUCUCGGAUGGUUUGCUAAACCCAUCCAUGGGGACGGCGAUUAUCCAGAGGAACUGAAAAAUGAAUUCUCGUUUUUGCCACGCUUUACUGAGGAUGAGAAAAGCUACAUAAAGGGAACAGCUGACUUCUUUGCAUUUUCCUUUGGUCCUAAUAACUUUAAACCUCCGAACACUCUACCAAAAAUGGGACAAAACUUGUCACUCAAUUUGAGGGGAGUACUGAACUGGAUUAAACUGGAGUACAACAGUCCUCGAAUCUGGAUUGCAGAGAACGGCUGGUUCACUGACAGCCAUGUGAAAACAGAUGACACCACAGCCAUCUACAUGAUGAAAAACUUCAUUAAUAAGGUUUUACAAGCUGUGAAGUAUGACAACACAGAUGUGUUCGGGUACACAGCCUGGUCGCUCCUUGACGGCUUUGAAUGGCAACACGCUUACAACAUCAGGCGCGGAUUGUUUUAUAUAGACUUCAAAAGUGAAAAAAAGGAAAGGAUUCCCAAGUCAUCUGCACGGUACUAUAAACAAAUCAUACGAGAAAACGGCUUCUUCCCAAGGGAGUCCACCCCAAGCCUGCAAGCUCAGUUCUCCUGUGACUUCUCCUGGGGUAUCACCGAGUCUGUGCUCAAGGCAGAAUCCGUGGCUUCCUCACCACAGUUCUGUGAUUCCAGCCUGUACCUCUGGAACGUCACAGGAGAUGGGCUGCUGCACAGAGUUAAAGGGGUGAAGCUAAAAACCCGGCCAGCACAGUGCACAGAUUUUGUCAGUAUUAAAAAGCAGCUUGACCUCCUGGAAAAAAUGAAAGUCACCCAUUACAGAUUCGCACUUGACUGGUCACUAAUUUUACCCAAUGGAGAUUUGUCCGUGGUCAACAGGCAAGUCCUCAGGUAUUACAGAUGUGUGAUUAGUGAGGUACUGAAGCUCAAUGUUCAGUCCAUGGUCACCUUGUAUCAUCCAACUCAUUCCUACCUGGGCCUGCCGGGUCGUUUGCUGCAGACAGGAGGUUGGUUGAACCAGUCCACUGCCCACGCCUUUCAAGAGUACGCAGCUUUAUGUUUUCAGGAACUCGGCGAUUUGGUUAAACUCUGGAUUACAAUAAAUGAGCCUAACCGGCUAAGCGAUGUCUAUAACAGGAGCAGCAAUGAUACAUAUCGAGCAGCACACAAUUUAUUAAUAGCACAUGCCAUGGCCUGGAAAAUAUAUGAUGAGCAGUACCGGUCCUUUCAGUACGGCCAAGUGUCCCUGUCCCUGCAUUCGGACUGGGCUGAGCCUGCCAACCCCUACUCUGAAUCUCACUCAAGAGCUGCCAACAGGUUUCUCCAGUUUGAAAUAGGCUGGUUUGCCGAUCCCAUAUUUAAGACUGGUGACUAUCCAGCUGCUAUGAGGGAAUACAUCGGCUUCAAAAACAGAAAAGGCCUCUCGUACUCUUCGCUGCCGUCUUUCACAAGCGAGGAAAAGCAGCUUGUCAAAGGUGCGGCUGACUUCUACGCGCUGAAUCAUUUCACCACCAGAUUUGUGAUUCACGAGCCUCAGAAUGGGAGCCAGUAUGAACUGGAUCGUGACAUCCAAUUUCUGCAGGAUAUCACCCGCCUGAGCUCCCCUUCCCGUUUGGCAGUGGUGCCUUGGGGAGUGCGCAAAAUUCUCAGUUGGAUCAAAAAUACCUACGGCGACAUCGAUAUCUACAUCACAGCAAACGGAAUAGACGACCAGUCCUUAGACAACGAUGAACUUCGAAAUUAUUACAUAGGCAAAUACGUACAAGAGGUUUUAAAAGCAUACUACAUUGAUAAAGUCAAGAUCAGAGGCUACUACGCAUUUAAGCUGACCGAAGAAAAAGCUAAGCCCAGAUUUGGGUUCUUCACUUCGGAGUCAAAAGGAAAGCCUUCAGUCAAAUUUUACAAUAACCUGAUAAGCAACAACGGCUUCCCUGCUGCCUACUCAGUCUGCGAUCCCUCCAGCCAAGCUAAGCAGUGUAGUGUCUGCUUGUUUAUUUCUCAGAAGAAGCCGUUAAUAUUCUUUGCCUGCUGCCUUUUCUCUACCCUGAUUUUGCUUUUAACCAUUAUUGUUUUCCACAAAAGGAAAAGAAGAAAACGCUUUAAGGCAAAAAGCAUCCAGCACAUCCCUCUGGAGAGGGGGAGAGGAGCUGCUCUAGAAUUGGAAAGGAAGGCAGAGGCAUCCACUGAAUCCCUACUGCCUUCCCCUGCUUUGCAACCUUCUUUUCCUGUGGUUACGGUAACGGUUCAUUUCCAAGACAGCGUGAAAUCCCCAACUUAUUACCCUUAG